Cyphellophora europaea CBS 101466 is the source of this 750-nucleotide messenger RNA. RefSeq lists its product as uncharacterized. The transcript has a single exon. Gene Ontology annotation, biological process: rRNA processing; ribosomal large subunit assembly; ribosomal large subunit biogenesis. Bases 1 to 750 code for a protein of 249 amino acids. Gene Ontology annotation, cellular component: nucleolus; preribosome, large subunit precursor. The record is from RefSeq and is a predicted model, not a curated record. Lineage: Eukaryota; Fungi; Ascomycota; Eurotiomycetes; Chaetothyriales; Cyphellophoraceae. Gene Ontology annotation, molecular function: RNA binding.
AUGCCCCCCUCCAAACGCCAACGCACCGUCCCCACGUCCCGCACGACCAAAGACCGCAAAACGCUGGUGCGGCGCCUCCACGCCUCAAUCCAAGACCUAGCCACCACACACCGCUACAUCUUCGUCUUCUCCGUCACCAACACGCGCAACACCUUCCUGAAACAAGUCCGCGCCGCCUUCUCCGACAGCCGCCUCGCCAUGGGCAAGACAAAAGUCAUGGCCGUUGCCCUCGGGCGCGAUGCACAAUCCGAGGUCGUGCCCGGCGUGAGCCGCCUCAACCCCUAUUUGAGCGGUGAGGUGGGCCUGCUGUUCACGGACCGGGAUGUCGCGGACGUGGAGGCUGCGUUUGCGGGCUUCUGGAAUGCGGAUUAUGCGCGGGCGGGCGCGACGGCGAGCAGGGCCGUCAGGGUGCCGCCAGGGGAGAUAACGACCAUGUACGGCGUUGAGGGCGGGGAGGAGGAUCCGCUGCCGUUGGCGAUUGAGCCGCAGCUGAGGAAGCUGGGCGUGCCGACGCGCAUCAAGGCUGGGAAGGUCGUGCUCGAGGAUGCGCCCGAGGGCGGCAUGCUGGAUGUCGGGGACGAGGGCUAUCUGGUGUGCAAGGAAGGAGACGUGCUGGAUUCGCGGCAGACCAGCAUCCUGAAGAUUCUGGGCGUCAGGAUGGCAGAUUUUCGCAUUCAACUACGCGCCGUGUAUGACCGGCAAGAGGAGGCGGUGAAAGAGCUAGGCGGUGCUGACGGUGCUGGGGCCUGA